This is a messenger RNA of Gloeophyllum trabeum ATCC 11539, 1980 nucleotides long. Its product is annotated as alpha-amylase. Gene Ontology annotation, molecular function: calcium ion binding; alpha-amylase activity. The coding region runs from base 205 to 1806 and encodes 533 amino acids. The record is from RefSeq and is a predicted model, not a curated record. Gene Ontology annotation, biological process: carbohydrate catabolic process. The transcript has 14 exons. Lineage: Eukaryota; Fungi; Basidiomycota; Agaricomycetes; Gloeophyllales; Gloeophyllaceae.
GCCUGUGUGAUGUUUCGUUUUUCGUUCGCGAGCCCGACGUCCGCUCUGCUCUGAAUACCCACCACCGCUUUCCAGCCGGCCUCCCCUUUUGCUGGCACAGGGCCCGACGCCGCGCUCAGAGCUCCCGCUACAGUCUGUCUUUACUCCCCCACACUCGUUUGCCCUAGGCUCGCCCAGCCUCGUCAUAUACCCACCCGGCUCACCAUGGCCCUAAUCCAACUUUUCCUCCUUUUUUCCGUCGCUCGUGCGGCGUUUGCGGCGACUGCUGAAGAAUGGAGGGGUCGCUCGAUAUACCAGAUCAUCGUGGACCGCUUCGCCCUGCCCGACGGCGCCGACCCGAAUGCCUGCGACACCAGCAAGCAGACCUGGUGCGGUGGUAAUUGGAAGACCAUCAAAGACAACCUCGACUACAUCCAGGACGCCGGCUUCACCGCAAUCUGGAUCAGUCCGAUCUCUCAGAAUUACCAAGGCGAACGGACGCCGUACGGCGACCCCUACCACGGGUACUGGAUUCAAGACGCCUCGAAGCUCAACGAAAAGUUUGGCACUGCUGACGACUUGAAAGCGCUCUCCGACGAAGUUCACAGGCGCGGGAUGUACCUCAUGGUCGACGUUGUGGUUAACAAUGUCAUGGCACUGUCCAACACCCCGGAUCUGUCAAAGUUUUUGUUCAAGGAGCAGUCACAAUACCACCCGUACUGCCCCGUGGACUACAGCAACAUUACCAGCGAACAGAACUGCUGGCUGGGUGACACGAACGUGUACUUGCCUGAUGUCAACACCCAGGAUUCUACCGUGGUCAGCACUUACCAAGACUGGGUCAAGAACAUGGUCCAGACGUACAACAUCGAUGGUCUCCGUAUUGACGCCGCUAAGCACGUCAACACCGACUUUUGGCCCAAGUUUUGCGGCGCCGCCGGCGUGUUCUGUAUCGGUGAAGUAUAUGAGACAUCCGUCGACAAUGCUGCCCAGUACCAGGGCGAGCAGGCACUGGACUCUAUCCUGAACUAUCCUUUGUAUGCUGCGCUUACCAACGGUUUUGCCAUCCCUGGACCUCUCAACCUCUCGGCCAUUGCUGACACCAUGGCUCAGUCGAAGCAGAAGUUCAAGGACCCCGGACUUCUGGGCAAUUUCUUGGAGAAUCAGGAUGUACCCCGGUGGGGGAACCUCUCGGUCGACCCGCAGAGUCUUUACAAUGCGAUGGCUUUCACGUUCAUGUCCGACGGUAUUCCCAUUGUCUACUAUGGUCAAGAGCAGUACUUCAGCGGCGGUAACGACCCGUACAACCGUGAGCCCCUGUGGCCAUCGAAGUACCAGAACACCACCGCAUACCAGAUCAUGUCUACGCUGAACAAGCUGCGCAACUUCCUCAUUAACGGCACCGACGAUUGGCUGCACUCGCCAGCGCAACUCCUGACGACGACCCCUCACGGCUUGUCGGUGAUGAAAGGAAAUGUCAUUUCCAUCUUGACGAAUAUCGGCUCUCCUCCCGCUAAUCUCAGUGUCGCUGUGUACACGCCCUUUGAGAACAACUUCGCCACAACUGAUGUCCUCUCCUGCCGCCAGUGGGCAGUAGGUAGCAACGGCACCGUCGACGUUGAGUACACUCGGGGCGGCCAGCCCGUCGUUUUGGUGCCCAGCUCACAGCUGGAGGGGUCUGGCCUGUGUGGCUACGCCGUGAAGAACAGCACGAAAUCCGCUGCCAGCAUGGCAUCAGGGGCGCCCUCGGGCCUGUCACGAUACGAUGCCAUGAUGACGUCCGCUCUUUUAAUCCUCCUCACUCUGGGGUCAUUUGUCUUUAAUUAGUUCAGUGUUUGAGUAGCAUUGGGCGGGUUCGGUAUUUUUCUUCGUCUUCAUCUUAUGCCAGCAUUUUCUCUGUUCCUGUAGGGAGUAGUAGUAGCAUUGGGAUUUGUUCCACCCACAUCGUGCAUGUACCAAUUAAUCGCAAUCAUUGUGCAAAGGAGUCCUGUACCAUAGCCG